AUGAAAGUCAAGAAGAAGGACCUCCGCAAGGGGGAAGCGCAGCUGCCCAUCAACUACCCUCAACCGGAGGUGGCGGACGGGGUCGCCAUUGACCACACCACCGACUUCGACGCGGAGAAGACGCGGGUGGAGGCGCUUUGCAAGCGGCUGGCCCACAACGAGGUUGCCGUGCGAGACGCGGUGUUGGCCGAGCUGCCACGCUACAUUCAAGGCGUGACGCGGCGCCUCGUGGGAAUAGAGGCGGACGUGGACGUGGCUGCGUUGCGUCGCUUUAUCACCAUGCGGGGCGGGGACCACACGCACGGCGAUGACGCGGACGGAGAGACGCGAACGGUCGUCAAUGUGCUCCGCGAGCUUGAGACGUACCGUGACCACGUGGGGAACGUACGACGCGAGCAGCGACGUCAGGCAGAUCUUCAGUGUGUGCAGCAGCAGCGGCAGCCGACGGCGGGUGACGGGGAUGUGGAGGGUAAUAAAAGCCACGGUAAUGAUAAUCAACGCAGCGGCGCGGAAGAGGUGGGUGAGGCACGUUUGAGUGUUGCCGCAGCGGCAGAGCCCGUCUCCAGGGACGCGGGGCGCAAGAGUUUGCGGCAGAUCUACGGGGAGUGGAUCUCAGUAUGGUGCGAAGUGGAGCUGCUGCUGCUGAAGCUCUCCCGAGGCGUCUUCUUUUGUCUCUGGCACUCCGACAAGCCGUUGGUGCAGCUGGAGUGUGCCCAGCGCAUCGCCCGCCUCAUUCACGCCCCACACACUAACAGCGGGAAGAUUCUGCUCUUCAGCUGCCUCAUGCGGGUGCUCGUGCGGGAGUGGCGCUCCAUGGACCGCUACCGCGCCGACAAGUUCCUUGCGCUGGUGCGCAAAAUGAUAUACGAGCUGGCCUGCCUGCUAAAGUCACUGGAGGCGGAGACCCGCUCGCAGCAGCGUGGCGUUGGAGGUGGCGAGGAGAGAGAGACACGCACCCCCAGCGGCAAGGCAGACCGCGCUGCACCGGUACGAAAGCGCGCAUCCAUGACUGGUGGAAUGAAGCGGCGACGCGGCGAGGGCUACGACACGGAUGUCUUGACGCACGACCCGCUCUGCCGCGCCCUCCACGAGGCGUGCUACGUGUUUCAGGGGCAGAUUGUGCCGGAGCCCACCGCCGUGGGCCUCACCAUGCACGUCUGCGACGUCCUCUUUGACGAGCUGUGCCGAGCGGCGCUCUCCCCCGUGCUCUUCCUCGCCCUCAGCGACCGCAUCGCGCUCUACGCGAUGAGUCAGGGCAACUACGUGGAGAAGCGGGUGCUGGACUACUUCAUCGCCCCCAUUGCCGGAGGCCUGCUGGCCAGCCGCAGGCAGGAGCAUCAGCAAGAGCGCCGUGGUCUAACUGCGUCCACCGGAGCCGCAGCGAAGCGGAGGCGACCCCACGAUGAGGAAGAGGUGGCAGACAACGACAAGGACAGCAGAGAUGCGGGCGCUGGGGAUAAUACUGCGGCCCAUGCUAAGGCUGAGGCUGAGACGCGUGGCAUGCUUCUGCAGCUGGCGGACUGCUGCAGGGCAUACUCCGUGGCGUGGCGCACGGUGCGUCCGGUGCGUGUGAUGUUCACCGAGAGUGAAAUGGUGCUGCGGCAGGCUGCAGACCCCGACGCGUACAAGCCGCUGACCGGCGGCGAGCUGCGCCGCCGCAUUGAGCAGGAGGUCGCGGAUGUGGAAGAGACGCAGCACGCCGUCGUGGAAGAGCGCCGACGGUUGCGCUUGCUGCGGCAGCAGGAGAAAAAACAGAUGCCGCAGCGUCUCAGGAAGAGGCAUGUGGCCGCUGCCGAUGACGGCGACGAGGACGAUGGGGACGCAGAGGCGGAUGCGACGCGGCAGCAGCUUAACAACAAGAUGAAGACAAAGAAGAAGCUGCAUUCACGCAACACGAAGAGGAAGAAACAUUACACUCUGACAAGGGAGGACCUCUACGGCGAGGAAUAG
Molecule: messenger RNA, 1950 nt
Organism: Trypanosoma rangeli
Lineage: Eukaryota; Euglenozoa; Kinetoplastea; Trypanosomatida; Trypanosomatidae
Exons: 1
Coding region: 1-1950 (649 amino acids)
Biological process (GO): rRNA processing
Cellular component (GO): nucleus; preribosome, large subunit precursor; preribosome, small subunit precursor
Source: RefSeq, a predicted model, not a curated record